UGAGGAGGCGCGGCCGCUCCCACCUCACUGACAGCGGGGACCGACGACCUGACGGACCGACAGCCACUCAGGGUGAAAAACGAGCCUGCAGUAUUAAAAAAAAACAAGAAAAAAACCCAGCGCUAACGAUAAGCUGAUUAAACAACAUAUUCUGAAUCUAACGGAGGAAUACAUUCAUCCUGCUCCUCAGAUAAACGCCCUGUCCUCCCUGUCGCCUGUUGCUGCCAUAAUAAAAGCAGCCGUUGCUAAGCUGUCAGAUGUGGGAGGCUUGAAAACAGGAACCAUGUCCAAGGGACCAGCAGUCGGCAUUGAUCUGGGCACUACCUACUCCUGCGUUGGAGUGUUCCAGCAUGGCAAAGUUGAAAUCAUUGCCAAUGACCAAGGAAACAGGACCACGCCCAGUUACGUGGCCUUCACAGACAGUGAGAGGCUGAUCGGGGAUGCAGCCAAGAAUCAGGUUGCCAUGAACCCCACCAACACAGUAUUCGAUGCAAAGCGGCUCAUUGGACGUCGGUUUGAUGAUAGCGUUGUUCAGUCGGACAUGAAACACUGGCCAUUUACAGUCAUUAAUGAUGCUUCACGGCCCAAAGUUAAAGUGGAGUACAAGGGCGAGACCAAGACCUUCUACCCAGAGGAGAUCUCCUCCAUGGUGCUAAUCAAAAUGAAGGAGAUUGCAGAGGCGUACCUUGGGAAGACUGUAACAAAUGCUGUAGUGACUGUGCCUGCCUACUUCAAUGACUCUCAGCGCCAGGCCACCAAAGAUGCAGGGACCAUUUCUGGGCUGAAUGUCCUUCGUAUCAUCAAUGAACCAACUGCUGCUGCUAUCGCUUAUGGUCUGGACAAAAAGGUUGGAUCUGAAAGAAACGUCCUCAUCUUUGACCUGGGCGGUGGCACGUUUGACGUCUCCAUCUUGACUAUUGAAGACGGCAUCUUUGAGGUCAAGUCCACAGCAGGCGACACACACUUGGGUGGAGAAGACUUCGAUAACCGCAUGGUCAACCACUUCAUCGCAGAGUUCAAGCGCAAGUACAAGAAGGAUAUCAGCGACAACAAGAGAGCGGUCCGUCGUCUGCGCACCGCUUGUGAGAGGGCGAAGCGCACUUUGUCUUCCAGCACCCAGGCCAGCAUCGAAAUCGAUUCUCUGUACGAGGGAAUCGAUUUCUACACCUCAAUCACAAGGGCCCGCUUUGAGGAGCUGAACGCAGACUUAUUCCGAGGAACCCUGGAGCCUGUGGAGAAGUCGCUCCGUGACGCCAAGAUGGACAAGGCUCAAAUCAACGACAUUGUCUUGGUGGGAGGUUCCACUCGUAUUCCCAAGAUCCAGAAGCUCCUGCAGGACUUUUUCAAUGGGAAAGACCUCAAUAAGAGCAUUAACCCCGAUGAAGCAGUGGCCUAUGGUGCAGCUGUGCAGGCAGCCAUCCUUUCUGGGGACAAGUCAGAGAAUGUGCAGGACCUGCUGCUUCUGGAUGUGACCCCUCUGUCCCUGGGCAUCGAGACCGCUGGAGGAGUCAUGACUGUUCUCAUCAAGAGGAACACCACCAUCCCCACGAAGCAGACCCAGACUUUCACCACCUACUCAGACAAUCAGCCGGGUGUUCUCAUUCAGGUGUUUGAGGGUGAAAGGGCCAUGACCAAAGACAACAACCUUCUGGGGAAAUUUGAGCUGGUUGGGAUUCCCCCUGCCCCCCGCGGGGUUCCUCAGAUUGAGGUGACCUUUGAUAUUGAUGCUAAUGGCAUCAUGAAUGUGUCUGCAGUCGACAAGAGCACUGGGAAGGAGAACAAGAUCACAAUCACCAACGACAAAGGUCGCUUGAGCAAGGAGGACAUUGAGCGUAUGGUCCAGGAAGCGGACAAGUACAAGGCUGAGGAUGAUGUGCAGAGAGAGAAGGUGGCUGCCAAGAACGGUCUGGAGUCUUACGCCUUCAAUAUGAAGUCCACCGUGGAAGACGAGAAGCUGAAGGGCAAGAUCAGCGACGAGGACAAACAGAAGAUUACGGACAAGUGUAACGAGGUCAUCAGCUGGCUGGAUAAAAACCAGUCUGCAGAAAAAGACGAGUUUGAACAUCAGCAGAAGGAGUUGGAGAAGGUGUGUAACCCCAUCAUGACCAAGCUGUACCAGAGUGCUGGGGGAGUGCCCGGUGGAUGCCAGGUGGAAUGCCAGGGGGCUUCCCCGGAGCUGGUGGCGCUCCCGGAGGAGGAGCGUCCUCCGGCCCCACCAUCGAGGAGGUCGACUAAACUAGACCAGACUUGCAUGAGCUUGUUAUCUUUUGAGGUUGUUGUGAGGGGUGAUCACAGUCAUAAUAUCACCGUUAUCGAAAUGGUUAUGCUCAUAACUAUUAACCGGGAUUGUUUUGGGAUUGUUUUCAUCAUUUUGUAUGCCAGGCUUAAGGCAGCACUUCCACUGUGGCUUUUCUGGUAGGCGGUCUUUUCAGGCCACUGUUGCAUUCAGGUGAACCAGUUAAUGUUUGCAUUACCACGGUGUGUUUUUCUUUCUGAGUUGGUCAUGUGGCUGAAAUGGUUGAUAUUGCUCAACAUGUUGCAAAAUGAGACAAAAUAAAAGAUUAUUUUGAGUUUGGA
Messenger RNA from Morone saxatilis (striped sea-bass), 2577 nucleotides. It is a transcript of the gene hspa8b, whose product is annotated as heat shock protein family A (Hsp70) member 8b. Gene Ontology annotation, molecular function: misfolded protein binding; ATP binding; ATP hydrolysis activity. Gene Ontology annotation, biological process: cellular response to unfolded protein; protein refolding; vesicle-mediated transport. Lineage: Eukaryota; Metazoa; Chordata; Actinopteri; Moronidae. Gene Ontology annotation, cellular component: nucleus; cytosol; plasma membrane. The record is from RefSeq and is a predicted model, not a curated record.